AUGUCUCAGAGUGGAGAAAGUUCUGACUACACAGGUGAUCAAAGCCUUGUAAGCUUCAGUGAGCAGGAUGAAACACCGAUUUCUAUCGUUGCACAAGAGGUCGUCAUCUCCUCUGCGUUGGUCUCUGAUCUACUGGAAGAGGCUCCUGCUAUUGAGUCAUCCAGUACUCCGCAGGGGUCUCAGAGUAUCUGGGUUUCUUCUUCUGCGUCAUUGAACAGAUCAGAUGAGAGCUUCAGCAACCAAGAUGAGAAAAAUCCAAGCACCUUAAUGCCCAUGCUAGACGCAAAUAACUUGCCUGCCUGUCUAGAUGAGAAGAUGACUUUGUUGGUGCAAUUCAUGCUGACUAAGUACCAGCAGGGAGAGGUGAUCACCAAGGAAGACAUCCUGAAGGUAGUCAGUAGAGAAUAUGAAGACCACUUUCCUGAACUCCUCACUAUGGCUUCUAAGCGCAUGGAGCUGGUCUUUGGCAUUAAAGUGAGAGAAGAGGAUCCUAUCAACCACUGCUACGUCCUUUGCAACAAUCUGGGUCUCACCUACAAUAAGAUGCUGUCUGGUGAGGAGACCCUACCCAAGAAUGGUCUGCUGAUUUUUAUCCUGGGUGUGCUCUUCAUGAAAGGCAACCGUGCCCCCGAGAAGGAAAUCUGGAAAGUGUUGAAUAGAAUGGGCAUAUAUUCUAGGAAGAAUCAUAUAAUCUAUGGGGAACCCAGAAAAUUCAUCACCAGAGAUCUAGUGAUGGAAACGUAUCUGGAAUACCGACGGAUUCCCAAUCGUCAUCCAGUGAGUUAUGAAUUCCUUUGGGGUCCAAGGGCCCAUGCUGAAAUUAACAAGGUAAAAUUCCUUGAAUAUUUAGCCAGGGUCAAUGAUUCUGAUACUCCAUUUUACUCAUCACAAUAUGAAGCUGCUUUGAGAGAUGAGGAGGAGAAAGCCAAAAUUUCACCCAGGUUUACUCCUCACAAGGCCAAAAAACCUUCCAAAGGCGCACCUAGAAAGUCCUCCACCAAUAGCAAAGAAUGA
This is a messenger RNA of Echinops telfairi (small Madagascar hedgehog), 1014 nucleotides long. Its product is annotated as melanoma-associated antigen B16-like. Lineage: Eukaryota; Metazoa; Chordata; Mammalia; Afrosoricida; Tenrecidae. The record is from RefSeq and is a predicted model, not a curated record. The transcript has a single exon. Bases 1 to 1014 code for a protein of 337 amino acids. Gene Ontology annotation, biological process: negative regulation of transcription by RNA polymerase II. Gene Ontology annotation, cellular component: nucleus.